This is a messenger RNA of Arabis nemorensis, 492 nucleotides long. The record is from the annotation of a GenBank genome assembly. Lineage: Eukaryota; Viridiplantae; Streptophyta; Magnoliopsida; Brassicales; Brassicaceae.
AUGCGCCUCGAUGUGCACUCACCGUUUUUAGCUCCUUCUCCGCCUCCAACCGCCGUCGCCGACACCGGUGGAGGAAAAAUGGUACCGGUCGUGUUCAUGGCUCUACUCCUCCCUUGCGUCGGCGUUUGCUUACUCUUCCUCAUCUAUUUAUUACUCUUGUGGUGCUCCACACGUCGUCGAAUGGAGCGUCUCCGAUCUGCCGAACAGGUUAAGUCGGUCAAAGGUAAAGGUCUCUCUAAGUCCGAGCUAGAGAAACUCCCUAAACUCACCGGAGAAGAACUUGCCGUGGUUGGGAGGACGACGGAGUGUCCAGUCUGCCUUGAAGAAAUCGAAAGUGGUCAACCGGCUCGUUUGGUUCCCGGUUGCAACCACGGGUUUCACCAGCUGUGUGCUGACACGUGGCUUUCCGACCACACGGUUUGUCCGGUUUGCCGUACCGAACUUGCUCCGAAGCUUCCUCCUCAGUGUAGUGAAGAUCAUAGUCCAUGUUGA